Culicoides brevitarsis is the source of this 2024-nucleotide messenger RNA. RefSeq lists its product as uncharacterized. The record is from RefSeq and is a predicted model, not a curated record. Lineage: Eukaryota; Metazoa; Arthropoda; Insecta; Diptera; Ceratopogonidae. The transcript is spliced from 2 exons. The coding region runs from base 104 to 1807 and encodes 567 amino acids.
UCAAGAAAAGCUUCCAUUUUUUUUCGUUCCUUGAAUUUUUCCCAAUUUUACGACUUAUUUGACGAAUAUUUUCAACAUUUUACUCAAAAAUUCAACUUUCACAAUGCUCUCGAAGGAAAAAAGUCAAGAAAUCAUGGAUUCCGACGCUACUUUCUGCACUGAGAUUGAAAAUCGUAAUGACGCCCAAACAUUACACGAAAUCCUCACGGGCGAGAGUCUUCCGGGAAAAAGUGCUUCGCAACCAUUGACGUUGAGCGUCGAAGGAAAGCGUUACAACACUCGAAGCUCCUUGAGUCAAGACGAGACUCAGUUGCGGAAACGCCAACGCGAACAAACUUUGGCAGCGAUGAAAUCUCGUUUGAGACAAAUUCAAGCUCGAUUGCGGAAAAAUGACAUCAGUUCUGCCGAAUCGCAAGUUUUGGAAGCCGAAUUACGCGAAAUGAGUCAAAAAGUUGACGAGAGAUCGACUAAAGCGACAAUUCAGAACGUCCUUUCGCAAUUGCAAAACAUUCGAGAGCCUUCAAAGGUUUCCGUUGUUCCUCAAAUGGCUCAGAAAAAGAAAUCUGGUCGCAAAAUGAAACCUCAUCGUUGGUGCAAACCAUUGAGAUUCAAGCCAAAAUCCUCGAAAAUGUCCAAAAAAGGAGUUUUAACGAAAAAUCCCGAGACGAACGUUAAUGAUUCUCAAACAAUUGUUGCUCUUGAGGAAACUUCUCUCAGUGACAAGUUCAAAAAUUGCAAGGAACUCUUGAACCAAAGCAUCAAUUUGUUCAAUCAGGACAAAGCAGCGCCGUAUCAAAUCGAUCUGAACGAAACUAUUGAUCGUUUGCAGGAAAUUAUGGAUCGCACAAAGGCCUUAAUGGAAGCUCAAAGACGCGAACGUGAAGAAAAACGCAAGGCAGUUACUCAAAUUCCGCAAUUUCCGCCAAAGAAGCCACGAACUGACUUCGAUCCGUAUUCCGCUCCGUACUCCGAAGAGCUAUUCAGUGACACGAUUAUUCCAGCAACGCAGAAAAAUCCGGAAAAUUCAUGGUUCAACGACUCAAUUAUCCCCUUGGGACAGCAAAUGCCGUCGGAAAUGAAGACAAGUUUCACGAAAAAUUCCUUCAAUUUGCAAUCCGACAACUCAGUCUCAGAUUUGUUUGUUUCGAAGGACUUUAGCGACAUGGAAAAAGACAAAAGUAGCUCGUUUGCCUUCAAAACAGACGACGAGAAGACAUUUUUCGACCCGAAAUGCGCUCAACAAUCAUUCGACAUGAAUAGUUCGUUGAUGUCAAGCCAAGUUAACGAGAGCGAAGACGACAAAAAACUCAUUCAAGGCAGUUUUACUGAGAGUUUGCUCCAAAAUAGUUUGUUCAUGUCGCCAGGAGCGAAGCCAAAGGAACAAAAACUUACCAAAAGUCCUAAAAUUCACGAUUUUCACCACUCUAGCACUCCAAAAACGGAUCAAAAUGCUUCAAACGAUCAAAUUUUGAACGAAAGUCAUGAAAUUUCGAUUGUUGAACCUUCGAAUGGUGCAAAUUUGAAACAAACAACUUCGAAAAAUCGACUUUUUAAUCCGAUUCACGUGCAUCUCCUUGCCAAACGUCUUCAUUUGAACGAAAUUUUCUUGAAACACGUUAUUAGCGAAACUUUUCGUCAAGUUGAUGCCAUUGAACGUCAAUUCGCUCUUCAACCGGAUCCUCAGUCAAUGGAAGUAGAUCCUGAUGAGUCACAUGUCUCCAAUACACCCAUGAAGCCAUCAGUUCGAUCCUCAAAUCGCAAAAUUUCCGACGAAAUUUUCAAUAUUCCUGUUUUUGAGCAAUUCUAACUUUUUCAAUUUCUUUAAAAAUUUUCUUCAUUUCAAAUAAUUUUCAAUUAAUUUCUUCUAACUUUGUAAAAUUUGUUCAAAAAUUGACUUUUUAAAAAAUUAAUUCUAAAUGAUAUUUACAAAAUCUCAAAAAAAAAAAAAAUAAAUAAAUAAAUAUUUAUUGAAUAAAUAUAACAAAACUUACCUCAAAAUCUAAUUUUUUUAAUUAAAAAAAAAA